AGACUGGAAAGUUUGAGUUCUUGAAGAUGGAGCGAAUUGACAUUGAGAAGUUUAUAACCGAUGAUUUAAUCGCAAUGCCAAACAAUUCGACGCUGUAUGAUGAUUUAAAAAAUCAAAUUUUGGCAAGGAAAAAUACGGACAUUCUCAUGAAGCAAGACAAGACUGAAGAGCAUUGUCAUGGAGAUGUUUUGCGCUAUCAUUCGGAGUAUUUCAGUCAUUGUCUUCCGACAGGAUCUGUGAUUAAUUUGCCGUAUGAAAAUGUACAUCCCGUUGUUUUUAAAUUUUUGUACGAAUGGAUGAUAAUGGGAAGCACUGAGUGUCCUCGCAAUAAGUUACUCGAACUGCUUGAUGCUGGAUUUUUUCUAUAUAUGCCCAUGCUUGUGAGCAGCAUAUUUCAAUGCAUGGACGACAAGAAAACCUUCACAGCGAGUGAUUCGAUCGAUACCUAUUAUAAGGCACUGAAUAAGAAUGUUUUGGGCAUCGCCGAUUUAAUGUUGGCCAGUGUUCGAAAAUAUUUCCUGUUGAUGAUCAACACUGUGGAAUAUUCUGAAAUUGAAGUUAGUUGCUUGUGCAAUUUACUCGAUUCGGAUAACUUGGGUGUUCAAUCGGAGAUCGAGGUGUUCUAUGCAGUCUUUGUUUGGAUCUACGUUGACUUUGAAGCUCGUAUGGUUCAUUUGGAGCGUAUCCUUAAAGCAGUGCGAUUUAAACUGUUGCCAUCAGAGUUUCUUUGCAACAUUGGGAUGCAUUUGCACGAGCUUCAUCCAGACAUUGCUGCAGUUCUUCAUCCCAUUCUGCAAGAGACCAUGUGGUUUCACCAGGUACUCGACAUGGAAGAGGACGUUGGAGAAAAUAUUAAGCCAUGUCAACGCAUCUGGAUUAGGGAUCCACAAUGCCCAUAUAUAGAUCUCGUUAAAAAGGGCAAGCAUAUUGAUCACGUUGAUUUUAUGCAGUAUGUGGUAACCCUUGAUAAUGCCGAGGAAUUUUCGGAUCGCUUACUUCAGAAGGAAAGUAACGAAAGUGGUGACGAAACACCUACAGAAUAUAGCGGAAGUGUAGAUGAAUACAAUGUUGAAACUACCGAAGACUCACUUGUAGAAACUACCGAAAAUGCAGAAGAAUCACACACUGAAUGUACCGAAAGUGUAGAAGACACACUUACAGAAGGUACCGAAAGUGAAGAAGAAUCACUUACAGAAGGUACCGAAAGUGUAGAAGAAUCACUUACAGAAGGUACCGAAAGUGUAGAAGAUUCAAUUACAGAAGAUACCGAAAGUGUAGAAGAUUCAUUUACAGAAGGUACCGAAAGUGCAGAAGAAUCACGUACAGAAGGUACCGAAAGUGUGGAAGUAAAGAAAGUGUAGACGAAUCACCAACAGAAUAAUCGUUUCGUUUAAUUUUGUUAUCAUAAUGUUAAUAAAGUUUUUUUUUUUUUUUUGGU
This is a messenger RNA of Drosophila innubila, 1438 nucleotides long. RefSeq lists its product as uncharacterized. NCBI's taxonomy places the organism in Eukaryota, Metazoa, Arthropoda, Insecta, Diptera, Drosophilidae. The record is from RefSeq and is a predicted model, not a curated record. The coding region runs from base 27 to 1361 and encodes 444 amino acids. The transcript has a single exon. Gene Ontology annotation, molecular function: protein binding.